This is a messenger RNA of Colletotrichum destructivum, 255 nucleotides long. RefSeq lists its product as uncharacterized. NCBI's taxonomy places the organism in Eukaryota, Fungi, Ascomycota, Sordariomycetes, Glomerellales, Glomerellaceae. Bases 1 to 255 code for a protein of 84 amino acids. The record is from RefSeq and is a predicted model, not a curated record. The transcript has a single exon.
AUGGGAAAUCAAGCACCAACCCUACCUCGAAUUUCACGCACUGUGUCGCAGCUUUCUGGUCCAGGCGCUACAAAUUCUCCUAACGAUCCCUGGUUUCUUGCUGCACUAUCGUUGUGCCACAGCCGGACAGGGCGAAUCCUUGACGCAGUCAGAGUGGCCUGCUCCUAUCUUCCCAUUCGCAUGGCGCGACUGGCAGGAUGUGCCUACCUACUUGUACGUACAGAAAUUCGUUCGUCCGGCCGAGCCCUGGCCUAG